Messenger RNA from Fusarium vanettenii 77-13-4, 735 nucleotides. RefSeq lists its product as uncharacterized. The record is from RefSeq and is a predicted model, not a curated record. Gene Ontology annotation, biological process: protein depalmitoylation. Bases 1 to 735 code for a protein of 244 amino acids. Lineage: Eukaryota; Fungi; Ascomycota; Sordariomycetes; Hypocreales; Nectriaceae. The transcript has a single exon. Gene Ontology annotation, molecular function: palmitoyl-(protein) hydrolase activity; carboxylic ester hydrolase activity. Gene Ontology annotation, cellular component: cytoplasm.
AUGCAUACGAUAGUCUUGCUGCAUGGCAGAGGCAGUGACGCGGAGGAGUUUGCGGAGGAGUUGAUGGACUCAUCUCGCCUAUCAGAUGGGCGGUCGUUGCAGGAGGCGUUACCGGGCUGGCGGUGGGUUUUCCCCGCUGCAAGGCAAGUCUGGAGCGAAGUGUUUAAAGAGUUUAUGCCAAUGUGGUUUGAGUUGAGGGACGGCAGGGAUGGUGCUGGGGAUUCCGAGGGGCUGAAAGAGGCGGUCACACAUGUGAGAGGUAUUCUGCAGGAGGAGAGGACGAGAUUGGGGUACGGCAAGGUGAUUCUGGGGGGCAUAAGUCAAGGGGGAGCGGUUGGCAUGUGGACGUUGCUGUCAUUGAUGGGCGAAGGGAAUGGUGAUGAUGAUCCGGGGAAAUGGCUGGGUGGGUUUGUGGGGAGCAGCACAUGGAUGCCGCUUGGAGAUGAUGCUGAGAAGAUGCUUGACGGGGAUCAUCACGGCUCUGAGUUUGUGGAAAACAUGAUGAAGUCACUUUCUCAGCGACAGUCGACCAUCCCUGUUCUCAUGGGACAUGGCGUUGACGAUGCUUAUGUCGACGUCGACUUAGGACGACAAGCAGCGCGCAUCUUGAGUCGAGUUGGGUGCAGUGUUGAAUGGCGAGAGUACACAGGCGCAGAGCAAGAGGGUCAUUGGUUCAAGGUGCCCGAGCAAAUGGACCACAUUUACGAGUUUCUGAAAAGCUUGGAAGCGCAGUAA